AUGGCACGACAAAUGAGCAGAGACCCGGGCCUGAAGGAGAAGGUGAAGAUGUUUCUGGGGUUUGGGCCUCCACGUCCCAAAUCCAAACAUUCUGACAGGCUACCGGAGUACAUUAUCACCGCAGAACUGCUGAAAGAGCUGAGCCCCGAGAGCGCCCUCAGCGUUAGGGCGCGUGCAAUGAGCCAUAUCUGUGAACUGGCGAAAACAAAGAAGUUCGAGGAUCAUGCUGUGGAAGCGAUCUGGGUGUCGGUGUCAGAUCUAUUGCAGCCAGACCAGCCAGCUGAGGGCAGACUUGAUGUUCUGAAUUUGCUGAAGAGCCUCAUCUUUGGACAGGGCGAAAGGCUGGGAUUUCUACGUGCACAUUUUUUCCGGGUUAUAAAGGAUUACCCCACCAACGAGGACCUUGAGCAGAGGCUGGAGGUCUUUAAAGCCCUUACUGAUAAUGGCAGAGACAUCACCUACCUGGAGGAGGAGCUGGCGGCGUUUGUCCUGCAGUGGAUGGAGGUGGGCCUGUCCCCAGAUUUCCUGCUGGUUCUGGUGAAUCUGGUGAAGUUUCACAGCUGUUACUUGGAACGUUACAUUGCUCCUAUGGUGCAAAUGAUUUGUCUGCUUUGUAAUCGGACUACAUCUUCCUAUGACAUCGAGGUGUCUCUAAAGGUCCUGGAUGCUGUGGUAUGUUACAACUGUCUGCCGUCAGAGAGCAUCCCAACAUUUGUCAUCACACUUUGCCGAACAAUUAAUGUCAAAGAGCUGUGCGAGCCCUGCUGGAAGCUGAUGCGAAACCUCUUGGGAACACACCUCGGUCACAGCGCUAUUUAUACCAUGAGCCGCAUCAUGGAAGACAAGGUGUAUUGGGAAGACGCCCCGUUGUUGAGAGGAGCGGUCUUCUUUGUUGGGAUGGGGCUCUGGGGAGCACACAGGCUCUUCUGUUUGAAGAAUUCUCCAAUAUCUGUGCUCCCGUCAUUUCUAAAGGCUAUGAAUUGCCCAAAUGCUGUGGUUUCUUAUGAGAUUGUCCUGUCCAUCACAAGACUCAUAAAGAAAUAUGGGCGAGAACUGCAGGCGGCAACGUGGGAUGUGCUCCUGGCUGUCAUCGAAAGGUUGUUCCAGCAGCUACAGGUUCUCCGCAGUCUGGAGUUGAAGGCUGCCAUCCACAAUUUGCUGACUGCAGUGGAGGAGCUCUAUGACCAGAAUGAAUUCCAUGGGGAUGAGGAGAGAUUUUUUGAACUGGUGGAGAGACACUCAGAUGAUCGGCCUGCAGCCUCAGUGGUGAACCUGAUAACCUACAGAGCUCAGUCCAUCCACCCGGGAAAGGAGGGGUGGAUACAGGAUCUGCAGAGGCUGAUGGAUAAGUAUUUCAGGAAUGAAGCUCGAUGUAUUGUACGAAUGAAAGUCUUGGAUGUCCUAUCCUUUGCGUUGAGCAUCAACAGACAGUUUUAUGAGGAGGAACUAAUAGAAAAGGUGGUGACCUGCCAGCUGGCACAAAUCCCAGAGGAUAAAGAUCACCAAGUCCGAAAACUGGCCACGCAACUCUUGGUUGACUUGGCAGAAUGCUGCCACUCUUGCCAUUUUAACAGUUUAAUGGAUAUCAUUGAGAGGAUUGUGACACGAUCCCUGACCCUUCCUGCUGACUCUGGACAGGAUGCAUCAUCUUUGGAAGAUGUAAAAACCUCUGUAUUGGGCCUAAUGGUCAUCCUUCAGACCAAGCUAUACAUCCUGCCUGCAAGUCAUGCCAUCCGUGUAUAUGAAAUGCUGGUCAACCACAUGCAGCUUCACUACAUUAACCUGUACAGCUCUCCCAUCGCCAACAGCAUCAGGUUACAGGUGUUUGACUUCUUCUUGCUCCUGCGGACGGACUCUCUGAAGCGCCUUGGUCUCCCCAACAAAGAUGGAGCUGUGAGGUUCAGCCCGUACUGCCUGUGUGAGUCUGUGAGUGAGCCUGAGAAGAGGCCCCCAGAAAGGAAGCCCGCCGGCACACUGUCUCCCCCCUCUGGAAGCCCCAGCCUCUCUUCCCAGGGUGGUUGUCCUCGAUUGGGCUGCCUGCCUUUCUCUCUGCCUUUUGGGUCAUUCUGCAAUGCUUGAAGCAGGAGACCGACUGGAAAGUCCUCAAAUUGGUUCUCAAUAAACUGCCUGAGUGUCUUCGCUAUAAAUUCCUCAUUCUGUCCUCUCCAUGUAACAUCGACCAGCUUUCUGCAUCUCUCUGCACCAUGCUUUCAGACCGAGGUGCCAGCGAUCGCCUGUUUAAUACCCCAGAUGGUUUCUCUCGUACUGAGCUGCAGCUGGCUGUGGUUCCUGUACUGACUGCAUUGACCUCAUACCAUCAAUAUCUUGAUAUCAGCAAACAGAAAGAAAUGGUCCGCUACCUGGAGACCGGCCUAAUUUAUCGCUGUGCCAAGCAGUGUGUGGUCGCUUUGUCCAUGUGCAUGGUAGAGAUGCCAGGGAUAUUGAUCAAGUCCCUUCCGGUGCUCAUCGUGAAGCUGACGCACAUCUCCUCCACUGUCACCAUGGCAAUCCCCAUGCUGGAGUUCCUGUCCACCCUGGUUCGGUUGCCCCACCUUUAUGGGAACUUUGCUGCAGAACAGUAUGCAAGCGUGUUUGCCAUUUCUCUGCCGUACACAAAUCCUUCAAGGUUUAAUCAAUACAUUGUGUUCCUGGCCCACCAUGUCAUUGCUAUGUGGUUCAUCCGAUGCAGACUGUCAUUGAGAAGAGAUUUUGUGCCUUACAUAACUAAGGGUCUGCGCUCCAAUGUUCUGCAGAGCUUUGACGACACUCCUGAGAAAGGGAGCUUCAGAGCCCGCAGCACCAGCCUGAAUGAGAGGCCCAAAAGUCGAAUGCAGCCCUCGGUGACCAGCUCUAGCCUGAGCUCUGCUGAUGAAAGCUCUAUGGCCCAGGCUGACGACAGCCUGAAAAACCUUCAUCUGGAACUAACGGAGAUCUGUCUAGACAUGAUGGCCAGAUAUGUGUUCUCCAACUUCACAGCAGUUCCUAAGAGGUCACCAGUUGGAGAGUUUCUGCUGGAUGGUGGAAGAACGAAGACCUGGCUUGUCGGGAACAAGCUGAUAACUGUGACAACUAGUGUAGGGAGGGGAACACGGUCACUUCUAGGGUUAGAUACUGGGGAGGCCCCGAAGGAGGGCGAUUCGGAAUUCAGCUCACCUAUGCAAACAGAGCAAACCAAAGAAGCUCCACCAAAGAUGGACCUGCAGGCGAGAAAGCCGGGUAUGCAAACGCAGCGUCACAGAGUCCGCUCCAUGUCUGGUGGUCACGGCCUACGUGCUGGAUCAGACGGUGGAUCCCUGUCCUCUCCUGGUGGCGCCUCAGGAAGCAGAGAUAAAAUUCCCCGCAGGCCUCAGGUCAAGAAGGAGAAAGCCACACUGGCUGAUUUUGUGCCAGUGCUGACCCAAGGUUGGGCAGAAAUACUUGUACGCAGGCCUACUGGUAAUACCAGUUGGCUGAUGAGUUUGGAGAAUCCACUGAGUCCCUUCUCCUCCGAUAUUAACAACAUGCCUCUCCAGGAAUUAUCCAAUGCCCUCAUGGCAGCAGAGAGAUUCAAGGAGCACAGAGAGACGGCUCUCUACAAGUCACUCUCCAUGCCUGCCUCCUCCUUGACUGCUGCCACAUGCAAGCCCACCUUACUGCAGAGAUCCAACACAGUGGCCUCUGUUUCUCCCAUCUCCCCGUCCAGUGGUCAAGGAAAGCUGCUUAGGAGCAUAUCCUGGGCAGAGUCCUCCGUGCUUCCGGAAGAAGGUUCUCAGACUGAAGCUGACUUAGACAUGAUGUCUCCGGCUGGGUCCCAGGAGCUGGAUGACUUUAAGGCUGUGGCCAAUGACGAUACACCAAGUGAAGAAAAAACGGACAAGAAGUCCGAAGGUAUCAGCAGGUCCUCCUCCACCUCCAGUCAGGAAUUGUCCACUCAGCAGUCAGAAGAGUCAGAAGUUGGUGGAAUCCCCAUUGAAGGGUCUACACGGGAGAUUGCUUUCCAGCCCUCGCAGACGCUGAGCAAGUCUAGUUCCUCCCCAGAACUGCAGACCUUGCAGGAGCUGCCCAAGGAGCCAGAGGCUAAAGAAGAUAUUGGUACACCAACACCUGAAGCCAAACCUCUACUGCAGACCCCCAGUGCGGAGCCACCCAUCAUCCAGCCUGCCAGGGGGGAGGAGGAUAGCUCUAAACAAGAAGCUGGCGCCAGACUUGAGCCGGGGGCGUCCCAGCAAUCUCCACAGUCUCCAAACGGAUACCGUCCCAGAGGUCACACUAUUUCUGACUCUGAGCCCUCCCGUCGGGGAAGAAGGAUAAAUAUUGAUGCUUUCAGGAACAGCACAAAGGCCACCAAAGAAAAAGUGCCUGGAAUAGACCCAAGCUUUGUGUUCUUACAGUUGUACCAUUCUCCUUUCUUUGGGGAUGAAUCCAACAAGCCCAUCCUGCUCCCAAACACUGAGACAUUUGAUAGAACAAUGAAGCUUCUUGAUCAAAUCCCGUGCUAUGACACCCACAAGAUAGGAGUCCUGUAUGUUGGGGAAGGACAGUGUGGCGACGAGAGGUCGAUUCUGUCCAAUGAGCAUGGCUCCUACAGAUACACGCAGUUCCUGACUGGUUUGGGAAAACUGAUCGAUUUAAAGGAAACUCAGCCUGAUAAGAUCUUCCUAGGUGGUCUGGGUUGGCGUGGAGAGGAUGGUCAGUUCACUUACUGCUGGCAUGAUGACAUCAUGCAAGUCAUCUUCCAGAUCACCACCCUGAUGCCCAAUGAGGAGAUCGAUCCUUCCCGCUGCAACAAGAAAAGACACGUUGGAAACAACUUUGUAAAUAUAGUUUACAAUGAUUCCGGAGAGUUCUAUAAGCUAGGCACUCUGAGGGGUCAGUUUAACUUUGUGGAUGUGAACAUUCAGCCUCUGGACUGUGAGAGUAACCUGGUGACCCUGCAGUGCCGGAAAGAUAUGGAAGGUCUGGUUGAUAUCUCUUUAGCCAAAAUCGUGUCUGAUAAAAACCUUCCGUUUUUGGCCCGUCAGAUGGCUCUUCACUCAAAUAUGGCCUCACAGGUGCACCACAGUAGAUCUAACCCCACAGACAUCUACCCUUCCAAGUGGAUUGCCAGGCUGCGACACAUUAAGAAGAUAAGGCCUAAGAUCCAUGAUGAGUUUCUUGAAAUGACUGCAAAUAUGCCUUAUCCAAUGCACAACCUCUCCAGCAAACCUCCUCCACAGAAUCCGCCAUCAGCAAGUGGCUCGUUUGAAACCGGUCAGCGAACACGCUUGAUAUCCGGUGUGGAUGAUUUCACAGAAUUUGCAUAG
Molecule: messenger RNA, 5282 nt
Organism: Staurois parvus
Lineage: Eukaryota; Metazoa; Chordata; Amphibia; Anura; Ranidae
Source: the annotation of a GenBank genome assembly